Messenger RNA from Vespa velutina, 3602 nucleotides. RefSeq names its product odorant receptor 13a-like. Gene Ontology annotation, biological process: detection of chemical stimulus involved in sensory perception of smell; sensory perception of smell. Gene Ontology annotation, cellular component: plasma membrane. Gene Ontology annotation, molecular function: odorant binding; olfactory receptor activity. The transcript is spliced from 8 exons. The record is from RefSeq and is a predicted model, not a curated record. NCBI's taxonomy places the organism in Eukaryota, Metazoa, Arthropoda, Insecta, Hymenoptera, Vespidae. The coding region runs from base 1934 to 3217 and encodes 427 amino acids.
AAAUACUAUUUAGUUUUCUCUUGCAGAUUUUAAAAAGCACAAUAGGAUAUCUUUCAGUGUUAUUAACGGUAACAGACAAAAAGGACUAAUUUUGAAAAAUAAUAAAUAGAAUAGUGAUAGAGUAAUUUGAUUGGUGGCAAAUUUCUUGUCACCGAUAGACUAUCAUAGAUGACAGUACAAUAUGAUGAUAAAUACUAUUCGUAAAACUUUAAAUUUAAUUAAGAUAUAAAUAGUUUUAUAAUCGCAUAAAUCUCUGUCUCGUUUAUUGUCAUUUAUCAUAUUGUCGUUUAUGGUCCAAUUAUAUUGCGUAAGAGUAUUAAGAAUGUAACGAAAGAGAAACAAAAAAUCUGCAAAAAUUUUCAUAAACUAGAAAGACGUCGAUAAAGAAACGUAGCCUAAAGAUAAUUCCUCGUAACCACCGGAGUCAACUGUAUCGAAGGUUUAAGUUUUCCAACGUUAGAGGGAUACUGUUCGAUAAACGCCUACUUUUAAUUUUUAAAACAUUCGUACGUAAAUGUUAAAAAAAAAAAAAAAAGAAAAAAAACUUUUACAAAAUUUCGAAACAGCUGAACUAAAUUUAUUCUGAGUUCUGAGUAAAUAUGCGAAUAACAUAUUAAUCGAAUAUUAUAUUUUUAAUAGAAAUCGUAAUAAUCGUGAUCGAUUUAUUUUUCAAACGUAAGACUUCCCUAGAGGAUCAUCCCUGUCCUUUUUAUAUAGCAUGCGAGAAGCAAGACAUAGUUCAGGAAAAUACAAAACGGAUGAAUCAAGAUCAAUCCUUGACGUCAGACUCGUUUAGACGGACGAACUGAUUAAAAUAACAUACGAUUAAACAUCAUCGAUAAAAACAGCUAAUCGAAAUAGCAAUAAAUAUGCAAAAAGUCGAUUACGUUUAUUGGUGGAACUGAUACACCAUGGAUUUCAUAGGGAUUUGGCAGAACGAGGAGAGAUUCGAUCGAAUCUCCUAUGAUUGGAAAAUUCUGUAACCUUCCGCAAGAAUUAUACGCUAGCAUUUUGAAGACAUCGAUGGAUUACUUGUCGUUUCCUCAUCCAAUGAAAUAGAGGAAUCUGACAUGAAUUGUCCAAACGUAAAAUUGUCACAGAUAAAAUAUAUCUAAUCUUCCUUUGUCCACGUACCAUUAUUUGAUUUAAUAAUUACAAGAAUCACUAUCGAUCAUUACGUCUCGCUUACAAAUUCACAAACACCCUGCACCUUUUCCCACAUAAAAAUCACCCUCUUUUUUCGCUUCCUAAAAUUAUACAACGAAAUACGAGCAUGCAUUAAAAAUAAUUAUCAUAUCAUACACACUUCCAUGUCACUAUUUUAUAAUUUAUCAAUAAUUAUCUACGAAAUGGAACAAGUAAAUAUAUUAAGAAGUAAUUGUUUACGGUUAACAUAAUAAAAGUAACAAUGCAAGAGAACAAAGACAAGUAAUUAUACCAUUUAAAUAGUUUUACAAUAGUAAUUAAUUGAUUUACUAUGAAAUCCAUGGAUGUGAUCACUGCCUAACAAAUUCAAAGAUUCUUAUAAAAUGCUAAAUAAUGUUUGUAGAAAUUUUCUUUCUUGUUUCAAAGAACACCCAAUCUUUGAUACACAUAAUUUACACGUUCUCAUCGUUCCCCAUAGUAUCGAAAAGAACCGAAUGUAUAUUAUUACAUUCGUAAUAAUCGACGAGGGAUCGUAAAGUAUUAUAAAAUGGGGAAGGUUGGAUGGAAACUAAGAACUUUGAGGUUGCUUAUUUAAAUGAGUUCGGUGGAAAAGAAGAAAUACCAUUCCAAGUAGAUAAAUUUUUCAAUAGUUGGUGGGAUAGGUACAUCAUUUUAAGUCAGACGGGCAUGCGUGCUGGACGAAGAAAAAGAGAAGGACGUCUACAUAUCGAGUGACGAGCCAGAGCGCAGUCGUCGUAUCGCCGCGUAUUAUAAUCGUCUUUCUACGAUGACAACGGAAUCCGAGGAAGAUUUAAAUUACGCCAUUGGUUGGAAUCGUUUUAACUUGUCGGUGUUAGGUGUUUGGCCUGAACCAUCGAAGACGACGUUUCUUUGGCGAUUAACGUCAGCCAGUAUAUUUUGGACGAGCACUACCGUGACCCUUUUAUUCAUAAAUGCACCACAAAUGGCAGAUCUGAUUCUGAAUUCGACCAGUUUGGACGAAGCCAUAGAAAAUUUAUCCAUCAACAUACCAAUCGCUUUCGCUGUGACUAAGCAAAUCGUUUUGCGGUACCAUGGAAAAGCAUUGAAAUCAUUACUCGUCGAGAUAGUUAACGACUGGAAUCAAACGCAACAAGAAUCAGAACGUUUGUUGAUGUUGAAAACUGCUAAAUUGAGUCGAAUGAUAUCUCUCUUUUGUUCUACUUUGUCGUACUUAAUGGUGAUAACCUUUAUAUCGCUUCAAAUUUAUGCGAAUAUGGCUAGUGCCUCCGAAGUCGAUCUAGGAGGACUUUUGCAUCCAGCGACCUUUCCAUACGACAUCAAGAAAAGUCCUUAUUUUGAGAUCACUUGGUUGGGACAAUUCAUGACAACGAUUCUAGCAGGCAUCAGUUAUUCUUGCUUCGAUACUUUUCACGCAGUCUUUGUUUUGCAUUUGUGUGGACAACUGUCGGUUUUGCGAUCGAAUAUAAGAGAAUUGGCGGAGAUAGCGAAGCGUGACGUCGCUCUGUUUCAAAAUAGACUCAGCUACAUUGUGAACAAGCACGAACAACUCUACAAAUUCGCCAUAAUAGUCGAGGAUUGUUUCAAUCUUACUCUACUAGGACAAACUUUGAUUUCGACGGCUAUGUUCUGCAUGACAGGUUAUCGUAUGAUCACGUCGAUGGGCGCACAAGAAGAAGAAUUGCCGAUAGCAGGAUUGAUAUUUUACAUCACGUUUUACAUAUACACGAUGUUGCAUUUAUAUAUAUAUUGUUACGUUGGUGAAGCUCUUCUGGUCGAAGUGAGUCGAUACAAACUUCGCCUCUUACUCGAAGGCCUAAGAAUUUUUCAACUUCGUGCAUUUCAGAGCACUGGAAUAGCUUUCUCCGCUUACGAUUGCGAAUGGUAUGACUUGCCUCCAAAAAAGGCGAUCUGCUUGCUGAUAGUAAUUUGUCGAGCAAGAAUAGCAUUUCAAAUCACCGCUGGAAAAUUUUGUCCAUUUUCGUUAGAAUUGUUUGGCGCUAUCAUUAAAACAUCCGCCGGAUAUUUAUCAGUAUUACUAGCUAUGAAAAAUAGUCCGGUAGAAGAGUAAUAAAAUAUACGUUAUUUAUAAUGAACAAUCGAUCGAAGAAUUUGAAAGAUAUUAAAAAUCGAUCGAUUGUUACAUCUACCAAGACAUUAGGUCAAGACGAAGAUGACCUACCGAACACUACAUUGUUUUCCUUACUACCAUUCGUGAUCGGUACUAUGCGGUAUACACCUGUAGAUUUACUAUUACGUGAAUAAAAUACUAAUUGAUUAAGUAAAGGUAAAACGUCACGAAGAUAUUAUAAUUAGUGAAUCGCCGUACGAAUGUAAAUGGUGCUACUUAUCAUCUAAACAUGUAAAGGAUCUCUUUUUCGUGAUGUACCAAUCAAUAAUACCAUAUCGUUCGACAGCAAUUUUCUAACUUAAUUUAUAAAUUAUUUCAAAUGUUU